Messenger RNA from Rhinopithecus roxellana (golden snub-nosed monkey), 2580 nucleotides. Its product is annotated as BCL-6 corepressor-like. Lineage: Eukaryota; Metazoa; Chordata; Mammalia; Primates; Cercopithecidae. The transcript is spliced from 11 exons. Gene Ontology annotation, biological process: negative regulation of transcription by RNA polymerase II. The record is from RefSeq and is a predicted model, not a curated record. Gene Ontology annotation, cellular component: nucleus. Gene Ontology annotation, molecular function: protein binding; transcription corepressor activity. The coding region runs from base 324 to 2168 and encodes 614 amino acids.
CACGCCUGCCUCAGACAGGACUGGACAGUUGGAUUUGUAGGCAGUUUCUGACACCGAGCUCCCGGCCUCGGUUGGUAGGCGAUCGCUUUGGGAAUCCUCCAGCCCCACGAGGACCAAAAACCAAAGACUCCAAGGCAUACAAAUUCAGCACAGCUGACUCAGAGAGGUGGAAAGGAAAUUGGGACAAUAAGUCAAAAUGUCUUCUGGAGGGGGAUAUUGCCAGCCAGAAUAACCGUGAGAGAUGCAAGUAUAGUCCUGGAAACAAACAGUGCAAUCCCUUUAAAGCCCUAAAGGAUGAAGAUCUUCCUGUAGAGAAGUAUUUAAUGGAAAGGCAGCCUGUGGGUGAAUCAACUACAGACCAGGUAGCUAUGGGUGUGCUGCACAGCCCCAUCCUCCAGCUGGAAAAGAAAUGCAAAGUCUCAAGUGACAGCAGCCAGACUGAGACUACUGCAGAGAAGUUGCCAGAGGACUCUUUCCUAAAAAAGAAGCAAAAACAGGUUUAUAUAGGGUUUCAUCCUAAGAAACAUCACUUGAUGCACCUUAGAGAACAGUGGGAGCAGCAGGUUUUGGCAGCAGAGAGCAAACCUGGUCUGCAAGGCAGGAGGGAAGUGACCCAGACAGUUCAGCCUGAGGUCACUGCCUGGGAUUAUGAUAUCAUGAAAGAGAAACUCUGCAGGAAAAGGGCAGAGGCCAAAGGCAAUAGAAGCUGGUUGGAAGAAUCUCUCAAACCCAGUGACAAUGAAGAAGCCUUGCCUAUGUUCUCAGGCCGUCCACCAAAGAAGAAGCUUUUAUCCAACAAUGCAAGCCGCCAAAAGCUGUCUCACUCACGCUGCAUACCAUCGGUGAGGCUGCCUGAUAAGCAGCAGAAAGUUAGAGAGAGCGUUAAGACAGAUAUGCUGUGCACAAACAAGGAAGAGGAUUGCCCUGCUACCUCCCUACUGGAGAAAUACAGCAACAACAGUGAGAAGCCGUCUGGGAAGAGACAGUGCAAAACUAAGCACUUGAUACCUCAGGACCUGAGGCAGGGGUUCCUGCUAACAGGGGGCUGCUACAUUGAGAAUGCUGAUGGCAAGUCAGCUGUCCCAAGAUUCAGAAAGCAGCUUGAACCCAGUUCCAACUAUGAUCUGACAUUAUCCAAGCAGGAGCUGAAGCCCUUCAACUGCUUGCAAGAGUUGCUACCAGCUUCCCAGGACAUGACGUUGCCACACUCAUGUUCCCCUCAAGAAACCAACCAAUCUUGCCUAGUGCUGCUGAGAGCAAAGAGAAUUAUUGUUGAUAGGCAUGCUGGUGAGACUCUCCUGCAGCAGGCAGCAUGGCUUGGCUAUGAGGAUUUGGUCUUGUACUGCCUGGAGAACAAGCAUUGUGAUGUGAAUCAUCAAGACAACGCAGGUUAUUGUUCUCUACAUGAAGCUUGUGCACGUGGAUGGCUCCAUAUUGUGCAGCACCUUCUUAGAUAUGGUGCUGAUGUUAACUGCAGUGCCCAGGAUGGAACCAGGCCUCUCCAUGGUGCAGUUGAAAAUGAUUGUUUGGAAAUUGUCCGCCUCCUCCUUUCCUAUGGUGCUGACCCCACUUUGGCCACCUAUGCAGGCAGAACCAUUAUGAAAAUGACCCACAGCAAAGUUAUGGAAAUGUUUCUAACAGAUUACUUAAAUGAUCUACAGGGUUGCAGUGACAAUAAGCUGAAUAGCUCUUGGGAGUUCUAUGGCAGCUCUGUCUGUGAACCAGAUAAUGAAGGGGGAUCCAAUGUUUUGGCAAACCCCCCAGGACCAGAGGACCAGGAUGGUGACAAUGACGCUUGCAGUGAUGUGUUUGAAUUUGAAUUUUCAGAUAGCCCCCUCUUACCUUGUUAUAACAUUCAAGUUUCAUCUUUGCAGGGACGACAAAACUGGUUAUUGCUUUCAGAUGUACUUAAGAAACUGAAAAUGUCAUCCUGCAUAUUUCGCUGUAAUUUUCCACAUUUGAAAAUUAUCCCAAUUGCAGAGGCGGAGUUUUACAGACAGGUUUCAGCAAGUAUCUUGUUCUCUUCCUCCAAAGACUUGGAAGCCUUCAAUCCAAAAAGCAAUGAACUACUAGAUUUACUAGAAUUUACAAAUGAACUUCAGAUUCUUCUUGGGUCCUCUCUGGAGUGCUUAAAUCCCAGGGAUGUGGCCUUGGAGAAGGACCACUGAGGAGAAGUCAAGUCCCACUGUAUACUCUGUGUUGUAGUGUUCAUCCUUGUUUAUGUUUCUCAAAGUACAACUAUUUCUUUGGAGAAGGGACAUUAUUACAUUUGACAAUAUUUCAGCUUUAUGUAAGAUGAACACUCUAGCUAGAAGACCUAGAAAGAUGUUGUUUUAUUUUAAACUUUUGUUAUGAAAUUACUGAAAUGUUUCUUUAAUUUUAAAUGUGUGGAAACUGCUUUGAAUAAAUUUGUUUACAUUUGGAACAUCUUUUAAAAGGAAAAUAGAAUGAGGAAAAAGAGCCUUAUGUAUUCACUUUUUUCCACACAAAGCUCUGAUGACAGAGAUCAUUAACAUUUAUAAAAAAUGUCAUCAAAAUUGAGAAAGUGUUUGGGAUAAUAAAUUUAGUAAAAGCAUUUGA